Messenger RNA from Coffea eugenioides, 2208 nucleotides. RefSeq lists its product as uncharacterized. Lineage: Eukaryota; Viridiplantae; Streptophyta; Magnoliopsida; Gentianales; Rubiaceae. The coding region runs from base 1 to 2208 and encodes 735 amino acids. The transcript has 4 exons. The record is from RefSeq and is a predicted model, not a curated record. Gene Ontology annotation, molecular function: DNA binding.
AUGUCUUCAUCUGCUUCAAAGAAACAAAGUAGAAAAAAUGCAUUGGGUGCUCGAUUGGAUCCCGGGUGGGAACAUGGAAUUGAAAUUGAUUCUAAUAAAAAACAAGUUCAGUGUAAAUACUGUGGGAUUACUCGAGCAGGCGGUGUGUAUAGGCUUAAGCAUCAUUUAGCUUGUACACAUACAAAUGUUGAACCAUGUCCCAGCGUUCCUGAAGAUGUUAGAACCCAAAUGUUUGAUUUACUAAGUGCAAGUUCUGAGGAAUCAAGGAAAAAAAAACAAAGGGUUAGUAAAAUGUAUGAUUUAGAAGAAGAAGAAGGAGAAGUUGGGCAGCAGGCUAAAAAAUGUUCUAUGGACAACUUUGUUGUGAGAAAAUCUGGGGGGUUGAAUGUGAGACAAACAACUAUAAAUGAGAAAUGGAAGAAACAAGAUAGAGAUGAAGUUUGUCAAAUAAUGGCUAGGUGGUUCUAUACAAGCGCCAUUCCAUUUAAUGCUGUAAAUAAUCCAUUGUUUCCUUUAAUGAUUAGAAAAUUGGGAGAAUAUGGAAAAGGACUUAAACCACCUUCAUACCAUGAAAUGAGAGUGACUUUUUUGAAAAAAGAGGUGCAAGAGACAUUGAAUUUGCUCAAUGUGUACAAAAAAGAGUGGAAAAAAGCUGGUUGUACUAUUAUGUCCGAUGGAUGGUCUGAUCAAAGAAAGAGAACAAUGAACAAUUUUCUUGUGAAUAGUCCAGCUGGUUCUGUGUUCUUAUCUUCGGUAGAUACCACUGACAUUUCAAAAACAGCUCAAAAAUUAUUUGAAUUGUUAGAUGGUAUUGUGGAAAAAAUUGGAGAGGAUAAUGUUGUGCAGGUCAUCACCGAUAAUGCUUCUAAUUAUAAGGCAGCUGGAAAAAUAUUGAUGGAAAAGAGAAAAAGAUUGUUUUGGACCCCUUGUGCUGCUCAUUGUAUUGAUCUAAUGUUAGAAGAUUUUCAAAAGUUUGAUUCUCUCCACAAAGUUACCAUACAAAAAGCGAAAUCAGUGGUUACAUAUAUUUAUUCAUGGGGUACAGUUAUUAAUUGGAUGAAACAGUUCACUAAAGGCAAGGAAUUGAUUAGACCUAGAGUUACUCGUUUUGCUACUUCAUACUUGACCAUGAGACGUCUUAGUGAGCUGAAAGGGAAUUUGUUUACCUUUUUCUCUUCGGAUACGUGGAAAACAAGCAUGUAUGUUAGGAGAAAAAAGGGGAAAAAAAUUGAGAGCAUCAUUUUUGAUAAUCAAGAAUUUUGGCCAAAUGUGGAGCUAUGUUUAAAGAUUGCUUCGCCUCUUAUUAAAGUAUUGAGGAUGGUUGAUUCUGAUGAAAAACCAGCCAUGGGCUUUCUCUAUAAAGCUAUUGAUCAGGCAAAAGAAGAAAUCAAACAAAAUGUGAACAAUGUUCGAAAGAGAUAUAAAUCGGCAUUUGCUAUCAUUGAUAAAAGAUGGGAAGAUCAAUUGAGUCAUCCUUUGCAUGUCGCGGGUUAUUAUUUGAAUCCUCAAUUUCAAUAUAGUCCAGAUUUUCGGUCGGAUGCAAAUAUAAAACGUGGCCUUUAUGAUUGCAUUGCUAAGAUGGUUCCCGAAUCCGGUGAAAGGGUACAUUCUAAGAGAAGAAAUCGUUUGGCUCAAAAAAGAAUGAAUGACCUUGUGUUUGUGAUGUACAACUUGAAGUUGAGAGAGAGACAAAGGCAAAGGCAGCGUGUUAUUGAAGAAAUUCCUUUUGAGAAUUUGCCUUCGGAUGAUGAAUGGGUGACAGAGAGAGAAAAUCCAACUCUUCCAAGAGAAAAUAGUUGGUUACGAGUUCUAGAUGACAAUCCCGAAUGUGACACUUCAGAUGAAGAGGGAAAUGAAGAUAAUGAAAUUGAAAUACUUACAAGAAAUGUGCAAAGAGUUUAUGAUCAUCAAGAUCGUGAAACCCAUGCCCGUCGAAGACAAAUUAAUAAAAUGAAAGAGAUUCAUGUUAUUGAUGAGGAUGAUGGGCCUUCAACUGAAUUCGAUCGUCAAGAUGAUGAUUACCUUGAUAUGGUUCCUGAAAAUGAUGUUCAAAUGGGAACUAAUGACUUGGAUGAUGAUGAAGAUAAUGCCGAAGAUGAAUUCCAAGAGAAUUGGGAUGGUGAAGAUGAUUGGGAAAAUAAUGAUUUUGAUAAUGUGAAUUAUGGGGAUAAUCAAUUUGAUGAAAAUGAUGACAAUGAUUGGUUAUAA